This is a messenger RNA of Ipomoea nil (Japanese morning glory), 487 nucleotides long. RefSeq lists its product as uncharacterized. The record is from RefSeq and is a predicted model, not a curated record. Bases 116 to 487 code for a protein of 123 amino acids. The transcript is spliced from 2 exons. Lineage: Eukaryota; Viridiplantae; Streptophyta; Magnoliopsida; Solanales; Convolvulaceae.
ACAGACUUCAACUACGAGACCAUCUUGUCUACCUGAAGAAACAUGACGCAUUUGGGAGGCAUAUUGGGAUAAGCCUGACGUGAAAGCUAAAUCUGAACAACAACGCAAGAAUAAGAUGAGUGAGGUGGCAGGACCUGGUACGAGAUGUUCUCAACAUACCGGAGGAUCUAGAUCAGAUAUUAAGCACUAUCACAAAUUGGAAGAAAUACAAACACGACAUGAUGCUGCAACGCAAGAGGCUGAAGGGUCAACUGAGCCGCCAAUUAUAAACAUGUCACAACUGUAUAUGGAUGUUGUUGGUGGGAUAAAGAAACAAUGUAUUUAUGGCAUAGGUAGUAAGGAAUCCUCAUUUAUCAAAGAGAAUAGUUGUAGUUUAUCUGCUACUUCACAACUUCAUCAAGAUGCAAUGAAGGAGAUGGUGACCCAACAAUUAGAGACCAUGCGAGUUGAGAUGCAGGCUCAACUACUCAUAUGCAAGCUCAACUAG